UUUUAGGUUUUUAGAAAAUGCCGCCCUGCUCGUUUACCUACUGCCGAAGAAACUAAUUGAUGAUUUCUUAAUUUCUUGCAUUUCGUAUUUGAGCCGCAUAAUGUAUUUCAAUUUUCAAUAGUGCAGAAAACACAUUCUCAACCUCUUUGAUAUUUAUCUGGUUCUCUUGAUUUCUCUGAAUCUAACAAGGAGAGGAAGACGGGUGUUUAUAUAGGCAAGAAAAAGGAGGAAGUGAAAAGCAAAGAAGAGGAAAAACAGAAAAAAGAGAAAGGCUAUCACAAUAGUACAAAAGGCUAACAAACAAACUUAACUAACUAACUAACUAACCAGGAUUACUAUUAUAUACAUUAAUAUCCCCCCUCAAACUAGGAGUGAUAUCAGAAACUCCAAGUUUGCCAAGUAACUCUCUGAACUGUGCUGAAGGAAGAAUUUUAGAAAUUAUGUCUGCGAGCUGAUGAGUAGUAGGUAGAUACGAUAAUUGGAGAAGCCCUUUGUGCGAUCAUGAAAAAUGGGAUUCUUGGCUAUAUGAAGAGCAGAUUGGUUAUCACAAUGGAGCUUGAGUGGCUUGAGAUUAUGUACUCUCUUCUCUUGUAACAGGUUGACAACCCAGAUUACUUCAGAUGCAGUGUUGGCCAUGGCACGAUGUUCGGCCUCAGAACUAGAUCUUGAAACAACACUUUGUUUCUUUGAUUUCCAGCUGAUAGGAGAUUUACCUAACAUGAGAAUAUAACCAGUGACUGAUCUUCUGGAGUCUUGGCAAGCACCCGAAUCUGAGUCACUGUAUGCAUGAAGAGUAAGCUGAGUAUUGCCUUGAAUUAAUAUUCCUUGGCCACAAGUAGAAUGGAGAUAGUUUAUAGUAUGAAGUAGAGCAGCCCAGUAAGUGUCUCUAGGAUGUUGCAUGAAUUGUCUGAGAUGUUGAGUGGUAUAUGACAAGUCUGGCCUGAUAUUUGUUAGAUAAUUGAGCUUUCCUACUAAGCUGCGAUAAAGAGUAGCAUCAGGAAGCAAGUCACCUUCAAAAGCUGAUAGCUUAAUAUUCAGAGUGGCGUGAUGGUGAAGGCCUACAAACAAGAACAUGUUUACAAGCACCCGUGGGAAAGAGUGACAUCUGCAUCUUGGCGCAAGUUUGCUGACCCAGAGAACAAACGCACCCUCUCUCACAUUCUUGAAGUUGACACAUUGAAUAGGAAGCUUGAACCUGAAACCGGAAAGCUAUACACUACUAGAGCAAUCACUAUUCAUGCUCCGGGACCAUGGUUUAUACGCAAGAUGGUUGGGCAGGAUAUCUGCCACUGUGUUGAAUCUACAGUUGUUGAUGCUCAAACACGAUCAAUGCAACUGACCACUCGGAAUAUUAGCAUGCAGAAGUUUGUUGAGGUUGAAGAGAAAAUACGGUAUGAUCCACACCCUGAGAAUCCUUCUGCGUGGACGCUUUGCAGACAAGAGACAUGCAUCAAGAUUAAGCCACUUUCAGCUCUUUCUUCUAUGGCUGAGAAGGUGGAACAACGUUGCGUUGAGAAGUUCCUACAGAACAGUGCCAAGGGAAGAGAAGUUAUGGAGAGAAUGUGCAAAUAUCUUGAAGCUGAAUCUUGUGGAAUCUCUAUCUGAUUCUGCUGUUCUUGUCUAAGCUGUAAUAGCACAUCAUCAUCAUCAACGCAAUAUCCCGCCCAAUAAAGGGUCUGGACAUAACGGGCAAUCCAUACCCGUAACCCCUCCAUUCUAACAAGGUCCUGAAUACUACAGGGUCAACUUUAAGAGUAAAUAGUGAUAGCAUGUACCAAUAGUGUAAAAGCUUGAUCUUAGAAACCUAAAGUCUUGUUUGACUUGCAGCAAUUUUGAAAGAAAUAUACUUUCCUAUUUAAUUUAACUUGAGUCAGAGUCCUUGUUAGCUCUAUGUCUAUUAUACACAAGCCAGUACUCUUGUUUUGUAAGUUAGGGUAUCAAUAUCCAUUGAGUCCUUCUGAAGCUGAAAAGAAAGGAAAUGACAAAUAUUUGACAAAAGUUUUACGUUGUA
Molecule: messenger RNA, 2011 nt
Organism: Amaranthus tricolor (Joseph's coat)
Lineage: Eukaryota; Viridiplantae; Streptophyta; Magnoliopsida; Caryophyllales; Amaranthaceae
Exons: 3
Coding region: 1048-1605 (185 amino acids)
Biological process (GO): phospholipid transport
Cellular component (GO): mitochondrial intermembrane space
Molecular function (GO): phosphatidic acid transfer activity
Source: RefSeq, a predicted model, not a curated record